Molecule: messenger RNA, 960 nt
Organism: Cylindrotheca closterium
Lineage: Eukaryota; Bacillariophyta; Bacillariophyceae; Bacillariales; Bacillariaceae
Source: the annotation of a GenBank genome assembly
AUGCCGUUUCAAGGAUGUUUCCAAAUCUGCAAAGGAUUGAACUCCGCAGGAAGCAAAAGAAGGGGAGACCUUCUCGCAAAAGUGGCAUCAGUCGAUUUCUCGACCCAAACGUUUCAACCAAAUCCUGCUUAUCCGGUGACUCUGUUACAUGCAGACUUCUGCCCAUUUGCAAAUCGAGCACUUAUUGCGCUUUUGGAGAAGGAAGAAAAUCCCUACGAUCCUGUUCUCUUUGAGAGCGUCCACGUGUGCUAUUUCCUUGGACCUAAGAAAGACCGAGGAACUGGGUGGUUGUAUUCUAUGGGGUUCAAGACAGUCCCAGUAAUCAUUGAUAACACGAUGGGCGGCCAAGCCACGGGAGAGUCGAUGGAUGUUGUGGAAAAGGUCGAUGCAAUGUUUUCCAACGAUCCCUUGAAGCCCGAAAAACAAGAGUCAAAGGAUUACAUGAAUGCUAUGAUCGAAAAGCAUAGUGCUCUCAUUCCGACGAUAUACAAGGUUUUGAUGGAUCAAUCUGUCGAACAGCAAAAGUCUUUCGCAAAAACUCUGAUAGAGCAAAUUUCAGAGAUGAACGAGGACUUGAAGGCGUCAAAAGGUCCCUACUUUUGCGGCGAACAAUUCACAAUGGCUGAUAUUGCAAUAUUUCCAUUUUUCGAACGACUGAUCAUCUUGUUGGGUCACUAUCGUGGAUUUGUCAUUCCAAAGAAAUUGUCUCAUGUCCACACCUGGUACAAGACAAUUCAGCAGCGCCCUUCUGUCAAGGUCACCACCUCUGACCGUAAUGAAGUCAGUAUGAGUACAUACUGUUUUGUGGCGAAGGAACGAAAUAAGUAUCUCGUCGAAGUCUAUGAACCUUAUGCCUAUAACGAAGGGGAUCUUGCAAAGAAGAUUGGAGCCGAAUCGUCAUUGCCAGGUAUAAACGCAUACAGCGAGUAUAAGAAGAAAGAAGCGGUGGGGAAAGCUUGA